UGUCAGUGAAAUAAAAAAAAAAUACGCCCCAAAAAUUGUGAAGUAUGAUUUAAAACCUGGCCAAAUUAAUCGAGUUUCUAUGAUAACCAACAACAUCUUCAUAUACGUCCCAGAUUAAUAAUAAUUUAACGUGAAAAUUUUCCAUUUGGCCGAUUCAGCUUUAGUUGAAAGCCAGCUACACUACUUUUCUAUAAAAUUCUUGCAAAACAAAAAUAAAUUGUGCAACAAGAACAACAACAACAACAACAACAACAGCAACAGCAACUAAAUCAAACUGAACUGACGAAAAGGCAACCAAUUGGCACAAUUGGCAAUAAAUCAGCAAAGUUGAGACUGUGUGAACUUUGAGAAGAAGAAACACCCAAACAAAAACAGAAAGGGAGAGGGAAACCACGAUAAACGAACUAAACGAAACGCAGAGGAAGGAAGACACGGCAUGGGAAUAGAGGACGAGGCGGCUGUGUAGUACAUCAUUAGCAAAAGGAAGGGGAGAGACGAGACGAGACGAGACUAUUUGGUAUAGAUUUUGCUUAUCUAUUUUUGUCAGACACAAAGAAGGCAAGAGGACGAGAGGAGGAGGGAAGUGUGGCAACAUCAAGUGGUGGCCAUGUAGGCAGAGCCAAUCCAACUCCCGACCCCCUAGUCUAAGGCAGACGAUCGAAAACCAAAGUCUACACUUCUUCUUCUCAGGCAAGUGGUGCCCACUUGUGUCAAGUCACUUGGUAUUCAGUCAUCGAAGCAGAACCAGAAACAGAAACUAGCAAAUAGCAACAGCAACAGAGGCAGACCGGAAAAGUGUCGAGUCGAGUCGAGUCGAUGAGUUGAGUUGAGGCAUCGGCGGCAGCAGCUCUGGUUAUUGGAGACUUUUGGUGGCUAAGCACAUUCCACCACCUACCCUCCCUCCCUCUCCCCAAUCAGUCAGUUAGCCAGUCGGUGUCAGCACAAUGGAUGCCUCACCCACUUCGCCAGCAUCGGCAGCUCCUGCGUCAUACACUGGAAGGUCGUUGGACCAGCAGGUAGAUGCGGCUGUCUCGCCAAACCACUCGAACUACUCGAAUCUCACCAAUACCAGCAAUAGCAGUGAUGGGAGCAGCAGUAAAUCCAGUACAAAUACCAGCAGUGCUAGCAGUCCCGGCAGCUCUUCGGUCUCAUCGAUUCCUCAAUAUAGUGAAGAUAUACAAAGAACACCAAAUGCUGCAGUGCAUCAAAAUCAACAUCAUCAACAGCAGCAGCAGCGGAGUCAGCAAACUGCCUCUGGGUCGGGAUCCGGCUCAGGUUCGGGUUCGGGCUCGGGAUCUACAAAAACCUGUGAGCUGGAUGUUGGUGAAGAGGAGCGCGAUACCUUUUCGCCCAUAGCCAGUCCAAGUGGACAUCGAACACAGGCAUCAGCUGUAGCAAAUCCUUUGGCCUCUGACAAUGGUAGUGUGGACAAUAAAGUUUAUGACUAUGAUGAUGGUUUGGGCAGUAGCAGCAGUAGAUUGCAGCAGCAGCAGCAGCAACAACACCAACAACAACAGCAGCAGCAGCCACCAUCAAAAGAGGAAAAGCAGCGACAAAACGAGGAAAUUGUCUGCAUGGAAACGUCGACAGUGUCAACAGAGACUGGUUCUUGGGAAUCGGUAUAUCCGGGGGCAACUAUAGAAGCAACACCACCAACGCUAGCGCCUAAGGAGGCGGCUAAGCAGGAUCAACCACUCCUCUUUAAGGGGCUAAGUGAUAAAAUUCUAUUGCGUGACUUGGAGAAUCGAGAUCAGCCCUUGUCGACAUCAGGAACAAGUGCUUGUUUUAUAGAUGCCUCCUCAUUGCGUGACGAGGAUGAAGUGUUGUCUUUGCCCAGUCUAAAAGCAGAAACUACAGAUACAGCCGCUGAGGACGAAGAGGAGGAGCACGAGGCGGAGGUGGAGGUGGAGGCGGAGGCGGAGGAGGGAAUAGCAGCAGAAGAAGAGGAUCCUUCACCCACCCAACAAUUGGAACAAUUUCACAAGGCAUUUGCCAAAUGCAAAGCUGUGACGCAGGAACGUCCCAUAAAUCCAAUAAAUAAUGAAUCCCUCGACGCUGCUGACUCAUCCGCAUCCGAGCAUGAGCAUGAACGUCGACCCACUGGUAUGCCAGUGCCCUAUAGCUUCCAACAUAAUGCUCAGCACUUUAGUGUGCAUCCACUGGGCAGUAGUCCCAAAUUUGCCACCCAUCAUCAUCAUCCACACCAGCAUCAGCAGCAGCAGCAACAGCAGCAGGCAACAUCAGCUCAACAUGGCCAUCCUGAUCUCAGCUAUACCACCGACUAUUCCUCGAGUAGCCCGGCUCCCAGUUUGGUAUGGUCAGAGCAGAGUCAGGGCCGGCAUGCGCAUGUCCCAUCUUCUGCUUCCGCUUCGGCAUCUGCAUCCACUCCACACAAUUCCAUGGUGCACAUUGAGCACACUUCGGUGAGCAAUAACAGCUCCAUACACAGAGAUUACAUUCUAUCCUCAUCAUUGUCCCAUCAUCGUGACUCUGGUGCGUAUUGCAGUGAUGCCACUGACUCGCCAUUGCCUCUGCCGCGCACACCCAAGAGAUCUUCGAAAUUUGAUGAGGCCAACCCGAUAGUGUCGGGUGGUGCCUCCAUCGAAGACUUCCAGCAGAAGCAAUGUGAGAGUCCAAGCAUCAAGCGACGCACCGAUACCUGUCCCAUAGUUUCGGGUGGUUUCGUAUCCCUUGAUUUUGCCCCCACCCGACCGCUGCAGGAUGACGAUGACGACGAUGAUCUCGACGAGAAUCACCAUGCCUAUGAUGACGAGGAUGCCGAAUUGGCUGGUGUAGAGCUAAGGGUAAAAUCGUCGCAUCAGCAGCAUCAAUUGCGCAAGCAAGCACCCGGCAUAACAUCUUGGGUGGUGGACAUGAGCGAUUGCCGUCCGGAAAGACGUCGCAGCACAAGUAGCACCACAUCCAGUUUUCGCGAACGUUCCGACUCGAAUAGUUCACACAAGAGUGGCUGUGGCUUCUAUGUCUCUUUGGAUUCCAUGGACCGUAAGCCCAACAACGAAGCUCAACCGCCUCAACCACAUUUAGCUCCCGCAGCAGCAGCUGCAGCACAUCUAAGCAAAUCGUAUACGGGACCCAAAUCGGCGGGAUUCUUUGUGAAUCUAUCACAGACUGAAGGGGAUGAAGACCGAAUGGAAUCUAACAGUAGAUCGACAGCAGCAAUGGCCAAAAAGGAUGAGAAACCGCAGGAGCAGAAGAAUAUUUUCAGCAUGUUCAUUGACAUUGGUGAACCCAAAUCGGCACGUAUUAAUGGACGCAAAGAGCCCUUCAGUUUGGCUCAGCGUUUGUCCAGUUCAUUGAGUACAACGUCAUCGGGAACACCAAGACGCGGAGAUGAUGUCAUGAAAUCCAGUGCUAGCUCAACAGAGACCCUAAUGGCUAAGAGUUCAACCCAACUGGCCCCCAGUGGUGGUGGUGGUGGUGGUGCUGGUGCUGGUGCUGGUGGAGGCGAAAGCAAAUCUUUGGACCUAUACAGAGCCAAAAACGAUGAGCAGGAACAAUCCCACAACAAGUUGGCGUUGAAACACAGGCAACCGAUCAAAAAUGACAAAUUGGUUAUGCGGUGGUGCGAAAAUAUGACGAUUGAGAAACAAGAACAACUCCUGGAGCCCAAUAAGCGUCACAGUUGGGGCAGCAAUGCCCUGAAUACUCAAACUACUGGCGGAGAUUGCCCGAAGAAUGAUUGCAAACGUUCAAUUAGUUUGACUGCUACUGGAGCCACCAAUGGGGAAUCAUCGUCAAAUGGCGGCGGUCUAAUGAGCAUCAUUGAUAAAUUGCCAAUUAUAUCGAAGGCCUCUUCCUUCUCCAUAGAUAGUUCGAUUUCGCCCUACGAUGAGUAUAGCGGUGGGUCUAAUGCAGCUCUAAGCAGUUGCUCGGAUGAGGAACAACAACAGCAGCAACAACAACAGCAGCAGCAGCAGACGGCGGCGGCAACGACAGGAGCAGCAGCCCAUCACAAGAAACGCCGUCGUGAUGUCCAAUUGAAUGAGACAUAUGAUAAAAGUAGCAGCAUGGCCUCUGUAACUGAGGGUAUACUUUCCAAGGAUGCUUCACCGGCAUCCAAUACGGAAACCGAUGAUCUCACCUUUCAGCAGGACGAACAAUUGGCUCAACAGCAGGCUGAUAUCCAGCAGCAACCAGUUGCGUCUCUUCAGUUGAGCAGCAGUUCGAAUCGCAUGGAAACCAUUAUCGAGGCCAAAGAGACCUGGUCACCCAAGAAACAACAACAACAACAGCAACAGCAGCAGCAGCAGCAGCAACAAUUACCCUUAACCAAUGGCCAUACCAUGGAGACGCUACACGCGACAAUUGAGAAACAGAAACAAUUGCUAGAGACAGUCAUUGAGAAUGCCGAGCAACAACAGGCUCCUUCAAGCUUUGUCAAGUUAUCCGAUAUGGAUAAACCGAUGGCCAAGCAUGAUCUUCAGUCGCCGGAUUCGAUGAGCAAGAGUGUGGGGGGCAGUGGUAAUAAUCAGCGUAGCUCACAGUUGGGUCAGCGUUUCUACAGAGAUGAGAAUAGGCCACGACCCCUCUCCUGGGCUAUGACACGAUCCACGGGUAAUAGUUUCCAUAACUUUACCAAUUCGGUGGAUAAUCUACGCAGUUUGUCACGUCUCUUUCCCAAUUUUACCAAGGAGUUUUCCAACUCCUUGCCCAACGAUAUGGCAUCGGAGCAACAACAACAACAACAGCAGCAGCAACAGCAGGUGGAUUAUAUUCAAACCGAUCUAAGUGCUGACUCCAGUCUGGCAUCAAGUUUUAGUAGAUCUGGAAUGGAUGAAUCUUCCAUUAGUUGUCGGCAGCCACGUCGUUUGGGUGAGGAUUUGCUUAAGAUGUUUCUGCAAGAGAUUGCCACCGAUAUGCUAGUGGAAGUGCAUGGUCGUCGUAUUCGUGCCCACAAAUGCAUACUGAGAUCGCGUUGCCAAUACUUUGCCGCCAUGUUAGCGGGUCACGGAGCCCAGAGUGUGGUCUCUCUACAGGGCUACUCCUAUGCGGCAGUUCAUUUUGCUCUGUGCCACAUUUAUUCUGGUGCUUCCCAUCCGCCGGAUGGCAUAAGUCUCAUGGAAUUGGCUGCUCUGGCUGAUCUGCUGGGACUCGAGGGACUCAAGGAGGUCACUUCGCAUGCCCUCAAGACGAACUACUGCCACAAUUUCCAUAAACCCUGCUCGGGCUGCAUCGAUGGCAUUCUGCAGGUGCUGCCGGUGGCUCUAAAUCAUGCUUUGGAUGAUCUCUAUCGGAAAUGUCUACGUUGGACUUGUCGCCAUUAUCUUAAGGUGUGGCCAACACGACAAUUUGCUCAGCUGCCGCCAGACAUUCUUGGUCGAUGUCGUCAACAGAUUGUGGCCUAUUUGACAUCGGAAACGGUGCUGGACACAGUGCUCGAUUGUGAUCAUCUAUUGGCUCAAUUGUCGGCCUAUCGCUGGGGUCAUGUGUGCGAGCAAUUGGUCCGUGAUAUUCUGGAUGCAGCCUAUAAUUAUGUAGGCGAUCAUUUUGCCAGUCUCAUAGCCAGCGAUGCCUUUUUAUCGCUCGGACACGAUCGCAGCCGUCAUAUACCACGUUUGGAGACAAUUCUACUGCAGACGGCUUCGGCUUUAACAGCCGAACAGGCUUGUCGCAGCUAUCAACGGGUCACCCGUUUGAAUACUGUUCUUCAGGCAAAGCUCAUCCAGAUGCCGGUUAAUUUGGGAGAGCUAUCAAAAGAGUUGCAGGGCUUGCAGGAGGAACAGCUGGACUGGAAGCCCGAGUAUAUACGUUUGGUCAGCGCCCUGGUGUAUGCUGUCGAACAGUGUCUAAUCCGCCAGUGCUCACGAGCCAUGCGUGUGACAGCGUGGCAACGCAUGGACUUGGAGUUACGCAAGAAAAUACAAAAUCUAGCCAGGCUGACCGAGCCACUCGAUCUCAAACGCAAUGCUUCAAGCAGCAAACCGGUGGGCAAGGCCUUCUCGUUUGGCGGCAGCACUAGAAGUCAGGAGCUGGUACAAAUUAAAUUGGCCAUACAAGCGCAAUCGAAGCGGGUGCAAUCCCAGGAAACGCAUGUCUACAAGGCAACCCAGACGCAGCACGAAGUCGCCAAUCAUCAUGUGCAGACAACGGAACGCGGUGUGCAGGCGCAGGCCCAUCAUGACUUUAAGGAGGGUAGCAGCAAGCUACAAAAGUCUAAUUCACGCGCCUAUGUGCCACAGCGUGCCAGCUCGCAGGUUGCAUCCGAACGGCAUAGCCUCAAUUUGCAUCGGCGUAGUCAGUCCGAAGCACCACCAGUUGCCCAAAGGAAACAACAGUCUACUACUGUUGUUGCUUCAUCGGCACUUACCAAGACUGCAGUGCAAGCAAAGACUACUGCUCCGGCGACGGCGACGACGACGGGAACCAAGACGACGACGACGACGUCGACGACAUCGACUCAUGGCGAAGUUCGUGCACGUUAUCUGGAGCCGCGUAAACCACGGGCUCCUGUUGCGAAUGGAAAUGGCACAGGACCAGUUCGUAGUGUGUGGUCCUCAUCCAAUAUACCAGCCACCAAUGGUGGCAGAAAGCCUCAGGCCAAAAAUUUGCACAUCUCAUCUAGCGAUAGCUCAAGAAACUCCAGUCCAGCGGCGGCUAGGCGUAUGCAUAAUGGAAAUCCAUCAACUAACCGAUUGGGCAACAAAUCCAGCAAUCUCUCCAUGGACAGUCUUUCUCAAUCGCAUUCGCCAACGAGGCGAGCUAAGAGCAGUACGCGAUCUACAAAUGUUAAAUACUCAUCCGACAUGAAUGUGGACUCGCUGGCAGAGAGCAUGAAGAGUUCGGUCAUUACCAAUAAGACGAUCUCACACGAAUCCCUAACGGGCAGCGGCAAAAUGUCACAUCCUGGCCAACAGCAGCAUAUCAAUGGCCAUCACCAACAGCAAAACGGAGGAGGAGGCGUAAUGGGGACUAAACUGAAGCCAACUCAGCGCACCACAACGGUGGGCAAUAGAUCAACCCGGCAGCUAAAACAACAACACAAUGCGGCCACAAAUGCCUCAAAUGGCUCCAGUCCCAGUUCGGUGCAUACAACCAAAUCAACCACUAGCCGGCUAUCCUCCGUCAGUAGUACUCUAUCCACGCGUGAGCUCUUCAAACAGCGUUCGAUAUCGGUGCCAGCGGGAGGAGCUGAAGCUCCUGGAGGUGGUAAUAAAGGACGCCAUAGCUUUCUUUCGGCCAAAUCUCGUGAAAUUCUGGCCAAACGAGCCGAGAAAAAUAAACUGCAGCAGCAGCAACAGCAACAACAACAACAGCAGCAGCACCACUCGCAGGGUGCCAUCACUCACAGUUCUGGCGAUGAUCGCGGUUCGCAGCAACAUCUUCGCAGCUCAAGUGGCCCACUGCGAUCUUCCUCACAUUCCGCUGUCACCACCCUACUACAGCAACAGAAUUUGCGAAAUAGCCUGCCCUCUAGUAUACCCACUCGUCGACCGAAUACCCUGCAAUUGAAAAAGACCACAGCAAAUAAUGUUAACGGCGGUGUCGGCAUCACCUACAGGGUACAAGGAGCCAUCGUGGUCAAAAAAAAGCUAGAUCAAUUAGUUACCACCCAAAUAAUGGGAAGCUCGCCGCCGACCAUUCAACAGCGAGUUGAAUCCAAAUUGGAAAGGUCAAGUACAUUUUGCAAAGACAGCGCCGAUCUGGAUUUAAGCGAACUGCAGAUUGUCGAGUAAAUAAAUAGCGAGAGUGAGGGAGUGGUAUGUGGUGAGUUGGCGAUAAUUUGGAUGGAGAGCAUCCUCUGUAUUUUGAUAGUCGGCUCUGAUAUGUGCUGUCUAUUCCAGGUUGUAUGAAAUACGACCUAAUGUUAACCAGCCCAACCCAAUCCAACCCAACCCAAUAUAAAACCGAAUACGUCCCAUAUGGCAACACUAGUCAAUAAAGGAAAAUCAUUUAAAUAAUAAUAAUAACAAUAAACUGAAGAAAAACAGAACAAAAGAAAUCCAAAACGCCCACUAACUAUAUACUUAUAUAUACAAUAUAAAUACAAUACAGAAAGAAAGUUAUUCCCAAAA
This is a messenger RNA of Drosophila willistoni, 8033 nucleotides long. RefSeq lists its product as uncharacterized. The record is from RefSeq and is a predicted model, not a curated record. Lineage: Eukaryota; Metazoa; Arthropoda; Insecta; Diptera; Drosophilidae. Gene Ontology annotation, molecular function: protein binding. The transcript has 5 exons. Bases 945 to 7694 code for a protein of 2249 amino acids.